UUCGAGUCCUGGGGGAGUCCAACGAAAGUCCUCAGAAUACUCAAAGUCCCACGGAAGUCUUCAGGAGUCCUGAGAAAUCCCCUGAAAGUCCCACCUGACUCCUACAGGAUCCUGCAGGACCCCGUGACAGGAGUCCCGUGGGAGUUUUGCUGGGAGUCUCGACUAGGGAGACCAUAUCAUACAUACGUAAAAUCUAAAAUCUUACGCUCUAUUGGAAUCCGGAGUUUUUUUGCGACAGAAACUACAAGUUUUUGGGUUGUCUUCAUUUCUAGCAAAAGUCAAAAAAUUUUCCAAUUUGAAUCUUAACCUAACGAAGACAGACUAAGGUGCAGUUUUGGUUCAACUAAAUCGAGGUUGAUAAACUGAAUAUUUUGGCCAAUUGCCCGUUAAUCUGAGUAUUAUAUUUUAUUUAGUGGUUUUUCUUGAGAAUCUGAAAUUUCACGAAACUGUAUUCUGAAACAGAUUAUUUCGUCCGCAAAACUAUUUGUUAAGAAUAAAAAAAUAUGUCAUGUUGUGCAGUUUUUUACGCUCUUCUAACAGAAAAAAAUACAGCGAGACAGAACGAAAAAACCAUUUAACUUACACUGAGAUGGCAUCGGUCGCCUUCAGACUAAUACGCUGUGUCUUUUAGUCAAUGAAGAUGCAAGUUUUUGACGAAUUCGAAUGUUUUUACCAUUUUUUUCAAAUUUCGAUACUGGCCAUUUUUGACAGCUGUUAUUGGCAGAUAACUUUGAAGGUCACAGAGUGCAACGCACACUAAUAGCAACCGUGCUUGAUGAGUGCUACAGGAUCAUCGCAAACUAAUUAGGCGCAAUUGUUCGCUCACCCUGUCUAAAAAAUCUUUUUCUUCUUUUAUACUAAGUAGGUUUGUUCAACGAUCAGAGGUGAGGAAUCUGUUAGUAGGGUGCAGGAUAAAGUGACUUGUUAAGAAAAAAUAUUAUGAACCAAACAAACGACCGUUUUAUUUUGCGAUUCUAGAGAAAUAUAAUUCUGAUUUUGUUAUUUAAUUGUUCUAUUUUUAUGUUUUGAUUAAAUCAAAAUUUCAGGUUUCUAUUCUAAAAUAAUUCUUGUUCCUUCCGCAAACAAAAGACUUCGUUAAUUUUUUAUUGAUUAAAAUAUAUACUUUUUGUUCUAGUUUGGACAAAAAAAAUUGUUGACUGAUCUAGGUUACUGUUGUGUGAGAACUUGUGGCAGACUGAAUCACAUCUUAAUAAGAACUCGACAGUUUCUUAUGCAUUUUUUAUCAUAAAGUGAGAAAACAAUAAAGCAGUCAUGGUAGUUUGGAUUGAUUAUAUCGUAUUAGCUUGAAUAAGUAUACUAUCUAUCACCCGUGCAUGAGAAUAUUCAAAAAACUCAUAAUUUUUUAUUAUUCACAAAAUCAUAAGUACAUUUGGCAAUAUGAAAUGAAUAUUGCGGAGCGGCACCAACAACCCCGUUGACAAGCGUUCUCUAUUCAAUCUAAAAAAUAUUUCGUUCUCCAAAAAGUCAGAAACGUUCUCUUUUCAACGUAAUUGCAUUCUCUUUAAAAUAUUUUUAAAAAUAAUUUUAUCAACAGGUUUAAACUGUCAGAAGUGUAUGUGUGUGAGAGUAUGCUAAAUAUGGUGAUAAAAAUUAUAAAAAUUCAGAACCCGCAACUAGCACGGGUUUAAAAUGUUUCAAGAUCCUUUAGGAAAUAAGCAACUGUAAACAAGUUUACCAAAACCGAAUAUCGGUAAAAAAAAAUUGACGGUAAAGCUUUUUUUACCGGUUAUCGCGGUGUCAGUAAACAAAUUUACCGAUUAGCACACGCCCUUACCUAUUAAACGAGUUAUCAGAUGAUACUUGUGAUAUCUUGAAAAAAACAAAUUUGUACACAACUAUAUGCAAAAAAAAGUCCUUCUAUUGAUUAAUUUAUGUGAUGCUAAACUAUUAUUAUUAUUCCUAAUCCACUCGUUAAAACACGUUACUAUUUUAUUUUUUGUUUCUUUUGAGUGGAUAAGUUAGUUACUUAUGUUUUUCUUCUUUUUUCCUUAUCAGUUUCAUUACUUACUUCAUUUUCCACUGUCAUAGUAUUAUAAACUCAAUUUUAGACAUAUACUUCUUGCUGUUGUUAAUAUGACACAUUCACUCACAGAAAUAAAUUCAUUAACUGAAGAUGAAUUUGUUCUGUUGUUCGGUUCUAUUUAUGAAAAAACACCGUCAAUUGCUCAACAAACAUGGAUAUCUUGUCCGUUCAAGUCAUUAACCGACUUACAUGAACACAUGGUCGAUGUUGUUAAUCAUCUAUCCAAUGACGAUAAAUUAAAAUUAAUUCGUUCUCAUCCUGAUUUGGGUAGUCGAAUGAAAAUGUCAUCGGAAUCAGUCAAUGAACAAUCGAGUCUGGGUUUAGAUCGUCUUACGCCAGAUGAAUAUAAACAAUUUCAACAAAUAAAUGACGAAUAUAAACAAAAAUUUGGUAUACCAUUUAUAUGUGCCGUUAAACAUCAUAAAACAAGAGAAGCAAUAUUACGCGCAUACGAAGAACGUUUAAAACAUGAUACAAUUGAUAAAGAAAUUGAACAAGCACUGAUAGAAAUAAAUCAAAUUGCAAAAUUUCGUUUAAUGGAUUUAGUUCAGGAAUAA
Molecule: messenger RNA, 2601 nt
Organism: Didymodactylos carnosus
Lineage: Eukaryota; Metazoa; Rotifera; Eurotatoria; Philodinida; Philodinidae
Source: the annotation of a GenBank genome assembly